This is a messenger RNA of Strongylocentrotus purpuratus (purple sea urchin), 1068 nucleotides long. Its product is annotated as melanopsin-like. The record is from RefSeq and is a predicted model, not a curated record. Gene Ontology annotation, biological process: G protein-coupled receptor signaling pathway. Bases 1 to 1068 code for a protein of 355 amino acids. Gene Ontology annotation, cellular component: membrane. NCBI's taxonomy places the organism in Eukaryota, Metazoa, Echinodermata, Echinoidea, Camarodonta, Strongylocentrotidae. The transcript has a single exon. Gene Ontology annotation, molecular function: G protein-coupled receptor activity.
AUGGCCACCUGUGCAAGUCCAACCGCUAAUGAAACGACUCGCCUUCAGGAAUUUACCGUUGUCCAUGCCUUCUCUAUAGUAUACUUCAUUAUUGUAAUCGUUCUUGGAACUGUCGGCAACGGUCUGCUUCUCUGUGUCUUCAUUCACAACCGGGCGCUCUGCAAAAAAUCCAUCAAUUUUCUGAUAUGUGCCAACACCGUCGUCAACUUCCUAAUCUCCGUUCUCCUCGACCCCAUCAUUGCUGCGACCAACUUUGUACCGUGCCUCAAGAGCCACCGGGCGUUGUGGAUGGUGCGGAAGUCAUCUGACUUCUUCCUUGGGGUCUGUGCCGUUUCGUCCAUCUAUACUCUAACAGCCGUAGCUGCGAAUCAGUACUUGCUCAUCUCACGACCAAACACCACGUAUAGACGAUGCUGUACCGGUCGCAAGGCUGUGUCGAUUGUCCUUACAGUGAUCUGGCUUCUCGCGUUAGUUGUUGUGAUUUUAUUCAAGUCUAUUGACAAGUGUUUGAUCCGGUUUCCAGUCAACCCAGAGAUCGAAAUCACUUUCCUUUUACCAUGCAUCCUCAACUAUUGUCCUCUGGUCGUCAUACCGUGUUUUCAAUGGGGCACUGUGCGUACUAUCCGAGCCAGUCGAGAAAGAGUCGAAAACAAGGCGGCGCCAAGCGCAGCAACAGUGCCCACAGGCGUACCAUCAGUUAGUUCCCCACCCGAGGCAAGGGGUUUGCCUCUCGAUGGAGGUCCGACUACGUCAAUGCCACUCGAAACUACCAUGGCAGCAGAUAAAAAUGACGACGACGAGGAGAAGAAGGUUCGACGUCGAGGAAAAACCGAACUGCGGACGUUGAGAACGAUGAUGGUGAUGUACAUGAUCCUGGUGGUUUCCUGGACACCGUCACUGAUAGCCGGGGUGAUACCUGUGUCUGAGGGAUCGGAGAAAGUGCUCGACCUUUUUGGAUUAUUCCUGUCCGUGUACCCAGCCUUGAUUCCAUUUGCCUUUCUGUGGACAAACAAGAACUACAGCAACGUGCUAAGAAAGAAAAUAUGGUCUAAGAUACGACCACAAUGA